Molecule: messenger RNA, 1998 nt
Organism: Micropterus salmoides (largemouth bass)
Lineage: Eukaryota; Metazoa; Chordata; Actinopteri; Centrarchiformes; Centrarchidae
Product: TNF receptor-associated factor 3-like
Biological process (GO): regulation of defense response to virus; regulation of apoptotic process; tumor necrosis factor-mediated signaling pathway
Cellular component (GO): plasma membrane signaling receptor complex
Molecular function (GO): tumor necrosis factor receptor binding; zinc ion binding
Source: RefSeq, a predicted model, not a curated record
GGCAGCUGGGGGAUUUCCUGGGCGGAAGCAGCGGAGGGGGUUUCCAGUGUGAUCAGCCCAGUCCUCCCCGUUGGAUCUCUGAACUGGAUCCCGGUGGCUUUUCUAUCUCAUACACACACACACGCAGGACCGACAGACCCAGGAGAGCCCGCAGAACCCUGAGCCUGAACCUGGACCAUGAGGAGUCGGCCCGAGGCACGGAGGCUCCGAGGCAGCGGCAGGUUGACGGUUUGAAUCCCGGAGAGAGUCCGCCGAGGAGCUGCUGGAGGAGCCGCCGAGCCGAGCUGUGGCCUGCGGAGGAGAUUCAUGUCAUGUCAGCGGGGAGGAGUGCUGACGGGAGGGAGGUGCAGAUUCCCCUCCAGCAGGUGGCGCCCUCCCUGGCCACGCCCCUGGUGGUUCCACCCAUCACACCGCCCUCUCACCGCCCAGCCAAUCCCUGGCCCCCCAGCGACCCAAACGCUUCUCAAGGUGUCCCUGCAGGUUUCCUGCCUCUUCACGGAGGAUUCAGAGAUCACUUUGUAGAAACUCCAGAAGCCAAAUACUGCUGCGAGGCCUGCAGGCUGGUCCUGUGUCAGCCCCGCCAAACCGAGUGUGGACACCGCUUCUGUCAGAGCUGCAUCCACGACAUCCUCAGUCAUCCAAACCCGGUAUGUCCAGCUGACAUGGAGCCUCUGUUCAAAGACAAGAUCUUCAGAGACGUUUGCUGCCAUCGGGAGAUCAUGGCGCUGAAGGUUUACUGCCGCAGUGAAGCUAACGGCUGCCAGGAGCAGAUGGGUCUGCAGCAGAUACCCGACCACCUGAAUGUGUGUCCGUUCUACGAGGUUCCCUGUCCGUUGGGUAAAUGUAAAGAGCGAAUGAUGAGGAAAGAGAUUCCCGACCACCUGAGCUGGAAAUGUAAACACAGAGAAACCAGCUGCGAGUUCUGCAUGACCAAGAUGCCUCUGACCGACCUGCAGAAACACAAAGAGACGGUGUGUCCGGCGUUUCCGGUGUCGUGUCCAAACCACUGCUCCUUCUCCUCUCUGCCCCGGAGUGAGCUGUCUGCUCAUCAGCACGAUUGUCCCAAAGCUCAGGUGAGCUGUCAGUUCCACCGCUUCGGCUGCACCUUCAAGGGUUUGAACCAGGACCUAAGGCAGCAUGAGUCCACCUUCGCAGCUGAACACCUGAGAAUGAUGGCCAACAGAAACUGCACGUUAGAGAACAAGGUGGAAGAUGUUAAAGGUGAGCUGUUGGAGAGGUAUAAGGUGCUUCCUGCUCUCAGCAACCGUCUGUCUGACCUGGAGAACCAGAACGACGAGCUGAGAGAGAAGAACCGACAGAUGGAGCAGAAACUGGCCAACAUGCAGAAACUCAUGAGCUCUCACUCAGAGAAGCUCCUGGAGGUGGAGCUGGAGCUUCGUUCUCUGCGCGUGCUCAGAGACGAAGUGGAGAACCUGAGAGGAACGCUGGAGAACGUCCGGACAAGACUGAACGCUCUGGAACAAGGAGGGCGAGGCGGGACUGGAUCCACAACACAUACUCUGGCAUCCCUGGAGACACAGAUGAAUCGGCAUGACGACAUGCUGAGUGUCCAUGACAUCCGAUUGGCGGACAUGGACUUACGUUUCCAGGUGCUGGAGACGGCAAGCUACAACGGGACUCUGAUCUGGAAGAUUCGUGACUACAAGAGACGGAAACAGGAAGCGGUGGCUGCGAAGACGCUGUCGCUGUACUCGCAGCCAUUUUACACCGGGUACUUCGGGUACAAGAUGUGUGCACGUGUCUACCUGAAUGGAGACGGCAUGGGCAAGGGGACACACCUGUCGCUGUUCUUUGUGGUGAUGAGGGGCGAGUACGACGCCCUGCUGCCCUGGCCCUUCAAACAGAAGGUGACUCUGAUGCUGAUGGACCAGGGUCCCUCAAGGAAACACUUGGGUGAUGCCUUUAAGCCGGAUCCAAACAGCAGCAGCUUCAGAGUCCUGCAGCAGAGAUGAACAUUGCUUCUGGCUGUCCUCUCUU